Messenger RNA from Pieris macdunnoughi, 561 nucleotides. The record is from the annotation of a GenBank genome assembly. Lineage: Eukaryota; Metazoa; Arthropoda; Insecta; Lepidoptera; Pieridae.
AUGAACGAAACCAAUAAAACUACAAAUAAUCCUAAUAAUAUGAUCCAACAGCAAUUUCACAAAAGUAUGUUCAUCAGAAACCGUAGUAACAGUCUACCAUCAGUCGCAGCAAGUAAAACCAGCAAUAAAAAAUCUCAAAACAAUGAACUGGAGCCUAAAAAUAAUGAUAAGAACCCUUUAAACCCAUGGCAAAAUGAUCAAGUACCUCUUAAAAGGCAAAAAAGAAAGGAAACGAGCCCCAUCUGCAGAGACAAUACUAAGAAAUCUAAGAAUACACCCACCUUCGCACUGCCUACGCAUAACAAAUUUGAGAUCCUCAACAGUGAAGGAACAGAAGACCCGGUCUCAGUUACAGAGUAUAUACCAAAACUGGAACCUAUCUUUGUGACGGGAGUCAUGGAUGUUAUAGCACUAAAAGCAACUCUAAAUCAAAUUGUGGACAGCAAAUCAUACCAAAUGACAACAUUAAGAUCGGGCCAUAUCAUUAAGUUAAUGCUCAACGAUAUAACAAGAAAUCCGAGAGCAGUUUAUAACCAACAAUAUUUCACAUUAUACUUAUAA